This is a messenger RNA of Aspergillus mulundensis, 2484 nucleotides long. Its product is annotated as GTPase-activating protein GYP7. The transcript is spliced from 5 exons. The coding region runs from base 1 to 2484 and encodes 827 amino acids. Gene Ontology annotation, molecular function: GTPase activator activity. NCBI's taxonomy places the organism in Eukaryota, Fungi, Ascomycota, Eurotiomycetes, Eurotiales, Aspergillaceae. The record is from RefSeq and is a predicted model, not a curated record. Gene Ontology annotation, biological process: activation of GTPase activity.
AUGACGAGCUCCAACGUGCAGUUCACCCCUCCUCCCUCGCCGCCUUCGCCGACAGCGUCAUUCUUCGACGUCAGCGAUGAGGAAGAGGACGAAUACAACACCAUCGCCCAUGCCGCUGCCAAGAAGGGCGUGAGGCUUCUUUUCUCAAAGAGCAAGGUCUACGUCCACCCAACUCCGUCGGCGAAAGACAACAUCCCCGGUUUCAUCGCGCUCGUCCAGCAGAAGCCGUUACCCUCCUCUCAAAAUGCUACAUCCUCCAGCGCAAACGCAUCAAAACCCGACCUAUCCUCUUACCUCCUCGCCUGGGUCCCCGAAUCCGCCCUUGGCGAUGCCUAUGAUACAUACGUCAAGGUCGACCUCUCGGAGGAUGACUCCCCGCCGCGCCAGAAAUACUUAGUGCCUGCUCUCCCGGAAACGACGACAUUCAAAGACCCGAUAGGUCUCUAUUCAUUCGCGGUCCCUCUGUCCCAGAUAUACUCCCUGCUCGUGCGGCCCCCGAGCUUAGGCUGGUGGUUUGGCAGUCUUGUGAUCAACUCCCGAGCAGGUGACAGCUUUCCGGCACUCUUCUUCCACGAUAGCGAAUGUCAGUCGACAAUACUACAAAAAAGGAAGCGGACGAGGGAGACUUUUGAUCCGUUCGACGAGGAUGGAAGUGUGUUCUGGGGCGGAGAUGAAGUGCUGCGAUGGCUGAGGAAAUAUGUUGAUGUGCAGCGGUCGACCGUCGAUAAAACCGUCUACCUGAUCAAUCCAUCUCAAGAAGACCAACUGUCCUUCGGGAAACCACAACUCGCCGAGAGUACGAGAUCACAGUCUCCACCAGCCCCUCGGAAACGUGAACCCGCGCCGCAUGAUGCAGGGAUGGAUCCAUUCAUGAAAGCGAUCAAGGAAACCCGAUGGAAGGUCCUCGAGCAGUUGAGCAAAAUAACGACAUUUACACGACGCACAGCGAAUGAAAUCGCCGACAACCCCAGUAUCCCGCCCCAAGUGCGUCGCCUUAUAAAGACACCAGAAAUCCAAACGCUUCAGGAAGAAUUCGACAGCGCUAGGAUAUAUCUUGCCCGAUGGGCGAUGAGCAUUUCAGAGCAGAGCGAGCGGGAACGGAACCAGCGAAUAUGGACUGCCAGGGAUGCCCUCGAGAUGGAGAACAGCUCCGUGGGGGACUUCGAAAUCCUGGAUUCCGAGAUGGGAAAUAUGUCUCUCCAGGAGCGCCGAAAGACAGUGACGCUCAAAGAGUGGCAGGGCUUUUUCCAUCCACAUACCGGCCGCUUGCAACUUACUGUCGAUGAAGUAAAGGAGCGAAUAUUUCAUGGCGGUUUAGAUCCCAACGACGGAGUCCGAAAGGAAGCAUGGCUGUUCCUCCUCGAGGUUUAUCCAUGGGAUAGUACCAACGACGACCGCCAGGCCCUCAUGAACUCCAGACGCGACGAAUAUAUCCGCUUGAAGGGCGCAUGGUGGGAACGAAUGGUGGAAGGCGACUCCACUCCGGAGCAACAGGAAUGGUGGAAAGAGCAGCGAAAUCGAAUAGAAAAAGACGUCCACCGCACCGACCGAACAAUUCCUCUGUUUGCAGGCGAAGACAUCCCGCAUCCUGACCCAGACUCCCCGUUCGCAGACGUGGGCACAAACGUCCAUCUCGAGCAGAUGAAAGACAUGCUCCUCACAUACAACGAAUACAACCCAGACCUCGGCUAUGUGCAAGGCAUGAGCGACCUUCUUGCACCCAUCUAUGCAGUAAUGCAAGAUGACGCCGUCGCCUUCUGGGCCUUUGUCAGCUUUAUGUCUAGAAUGGAACGCAACUUCCUCCGCGACCAAUCCGGCAUGCGCUCCCAACUGCUCACCCUCGACCACCUCGUCCAACUCAUGGACCCGCAGCUCUACCUCCACCUGCAAUCCGCCGACAGCACAAACUUCUUUUUCUUCUUCCGCAUGCUGCUGGUCUGGUAUAAGCGCGAGUUCGAAUGGGUCGAUAUCCUGCGUCUCUGGGAGACCCUGUGGACGGAUUACCUCACCAGUAACUUCCACCUGUUCAUUGCGCUUGCGAUCCUGGAAAAGCAUCGCGACGUCAUCAUGGACCACUUGAAACAGUUCGACGAGGUUCUGAAAUACAUCAACGAACUCUCCAACACAAUGGACCUAGUACCAAUCCUCACGCGCGCGGAAUCCCUCUUCCACCGCUUCGGCCGGCAAGUCGAAGCCAUCGACAAGAAGAAUAACUUCCCUGCGCCGCAAGCUCAACAGCGCAAACCUGCUCAAAGCCAAGGCCCAGACCCAAAUGACAAGGGCAAAUCCCCUGAGCGGCCAUCCGGGUCCAGCACGAGCGUCAGCACACCAAACGCAAGCUCAAGUUCACGGCCGGGGCAAGGCGGUAAAUCGGAUACGAAAAUUAUAGCCCCCGAGCUGAGGGAUUUGUUUAGGAAGGAUGUUUUCUGGAAUGAGAAUGACCAGAGCGCGAAUCCGGGUUCGAAUUCUGGAUCCGGGUCUUGA